Molecule: messenger RNA, 2698 nt
Organism: Triplophysa dalaica
Lineage: Eukaryota; Metazoa; Chordata; Actinopteri; Cypriniformes; Nemacheilidae
Gene: pdp2
Product: putative pyruvate dehydrogenase phosphatase isoenzyme 2
Exons: 2
Coding region: 150-1703 (517 amino acids)
Biological process (GO): protein dephosphorylation
Molecular function (GO): protein serine/threonine phosphatase activity; cation binding
Source: RefSeq, a predicted model, not a curated record
GUUUUCGAGGCGGAACUGCAAGGGGCGCUGUGAGCAGCUCGUUUGCAGCCCCCAACAAUGAAACCGGAGUGUAGAAGAAGACCAUUCUGCGCCGAAGAGUGACUGGUGCUGGAGUUGUAGACCGCUUCAGUCCCUGCAUUCAGACAGUAAUGUCUGGCUAUGUGUGUUCAAGAGUUUUCUUUAACACUGGUAUAAGACAUCUGUCCAGUUCCUUCGCUACGAGCAAUGUUUCACCAGCCACACUGUCUAAAACCUGCCUGUUUCCCUCUCAUGCACGGGGCAUCUCAUCACGUAGAGGUAGAUCAGGACAGGGAGGAGAAAACACACUGGACUUCCACCUCAACCGGCUACAGAUCGAUGCGGUCCUGUGUGCUAACGAACAAUCUGUACGCAUUCCAGAGUUUGAUGGACGGGGUGGUUCCAGCCCUGUGCUGAGGUUUGAGAGUAACCAGCUUGCAGCCAAUACUCCACUAGAAGACCGACGCAGUAGUGCCAGAUGCCUUCAAGCUCGUGGAAUGAUCUUUGGCGUGUUUGAUGGACAUGGCGGUCACGCGUGUGCUCAAGCUGUCAGUGAACGUCUACCGUAUUACAUUGCUGUGGCAAUGAUGUCAGAAUCUCUCCUGGAGGAUCUGGAGGCAGCCAUGGAGACUGCACGACCUGUGCCGCCUAUUCUGCAGUGGUACAAGCAUCGCAAUGACUACAAUUACAGGGAGUCUGCCGCUCUCUAUGUCAAUAAUUUGCGUGUUUACUGGCAGGAGCUUCUGGCAAGUGAAGAACAAGGUGAAGGCAUGAGCCCCGUAGAUGCUUUCAGCUACGCAUUCCAACGGCUAGACACAGAUCUUUCCCUUGAAGCGCAGGUACCCCUGGCAAAUGACCUGAUGCGCAGCACGGCCAUUCAGGCUGCUUUUGCCGGUUGCACUGCGUGUGUAGCGCACGUAGGACCAGAAGGUGUGCACGUGGCAAAUGUGGGAGACUGUCGUGCAGUGUUGGGAUUCCAAGAGGAUGAUGGGAGCUGGAACGCUCUACCACUCACGCAGGACCACAACAGUACAAAUCAAGCAGAAUUGAAGCGGGUAUGGAGCCAGCAUCCAGUCAGCGAACGGCAAACCGUGAUCGUAGACGACAGGCUGCUCGGGGUCCUGAUGCCACUACGUGCAUUUGGAGAUGUGCGCUUUAAGUGGCGCCGAGAGCUGCAGCAAAGUGUGCUGGAGAACGGAGAGUCUGAUUCAGAAGCACUGAACCUUUAUCAAUAUGCUCCACCCAAUUACCUCACUCCACCUUACUUGGAUGCCACACCAGAGGUAACUUAUCAUCGUCUGAGACCGCAGGACCGGUUUCUGAUCGUGGCCUCUGAUGGUCUUUGGGACGAAAUGAGCAACGAGGAGGCUGUAAGACUUGUGGCGGAACACCUGACAGGUGUUCACCUGCAGGCGCGGGUCUCAGCCAGGCAGCUUAACUUGGGACAAAUGCAUCAGCUGUUGCUGCGACGACGUGCCAAGGCAACCCCCUCGCUGGAUCGUAAUGCAGCCACACACUUAAUUCGACAUGCGCUGAGCACAAAUGAGUAUGGAGAGAUGGACCAGGAGAGGUUGGCAACCAUGCUGGCACUGCCUAGUGACCUAGCACGCAUGUAUCGUGACGACAUCACGGUCACAGUGAUUUACUUUAACUCAAACUUCAGCCAAUCUUCUCAUAAUAAAUAAUAAAAGUCAACAUUUCUUUAUUGUUGGGGGUGCAAAAUAUGUAUGUUUCAAAAUCUUGUGAAUAAUGUUCUGCUUAUGUAUAUUGUAACUGUUAGCGGUAUAGAAUUAUAAUAUGUGGUUUCGUAAGAAUUUAUGCAAACAAUUGCUAGAUUCACAGUCAGAAAAUGAAGGUUAAUAUGAAUCUGUCUGUGUAAACAUGCUGCCAGUUUACCCGGCCAUUUUUCUCUCAGGUUCUUGUUUGAUUGUUUGUUUUUUGUCUGCUUAAACUUCACACUUUUUAUGUUGACCGUGUAGAUUUAUGGAAUUGUUUAUAUGAUAAUUGACUGCUUUAAAGUAUUUUUAAUUGUUAGCAGAUGUCUUCAUUUUCCACUGUUCUUAUAUUUUCAAUCUAGGAUCAAUAUGAAGAUGUUAUCAUUUGUCUAAUUUAUUCAAAACUCAUUAACAUCAUCAAUUAUUUAAUCAAAUCUGUCUUAUUUUCCAUUACACAAAUAUUUUGACUAUGCAUUAAUUCUGUCAGUUAUUGUGUAGUCUGAAGUUUAGAUUAAUAUAUCAUGCACAUAUUUUGUUUUAAAUUAUUAAUUUUAGCAUUUAAGUUGAUGUUAAUAAAGAUUUAUAGCUUUUGAGAUAUUUUGCACUUUGCAGCGAAUGCAGGUUGUUUCAAAUUACCACAGUGUAUAACAUAAAAUCCUUUCAAAUGGUUAAACCAAAUAGUUGUAGAGCAAGAUAUAAUGGUCAUAAAGCCAAUUUCAUUUCAAGGUUUUAGCACUAUUUACACUUUUAGUGCAGAUUUUAAUUCUCUCUACCGUAUAUUACAAUCCUUAUGUAGGUUCAUUUGCUUUGUAAGAAUCUGUUAUUUCAUAAUAUUUUCACUAUUGUAAUGUGUAUAAGACAUCAGACAUAAGACGUCAUGUGACUCUUCAUUUGGAAUUUCUGUAUCUUGUUUUCUGUCAUAUAUUCAAAACUACUCUUGCUAUUAAACUAUUUUAUCCAAAUGA